UCCGAUUCGAAGCAUAGUCUGAAACGAAACCCGGUCAAAAAGAAAGAUCGAAAAAUCGUAUCCAAAUUUUAAUCUUUUGCCCCCAUUCGCGUGGAAUCCUGUCCAAGACGCCAAGAUGUCCGAACAGUUCAACUUUAACGACGCCUUCAACAGCCAAACCAUGCGCGGCCGCGCCAAUGUAGCCAAGGCCACCUGGGCCUCGGUGGGCUUGGUUUACGUCCUGGUCAAGAUGCACCGGCGCAACUCGAAGCGUCGCGAUGCCAAGCUCUACUGCAAGGGCUGCCAGCAGGCAUUGCUACACGGCUAGGGGGUGACAUUACCCAUCCCAGCAUAGUCUCGUAUCCGAACUCCUGUGUCAAGAAUCCAGUAAACAGCUCCCAGUCCCAGUACCCUAGUUCCAAACUUUGCCCAAACUCGUGUACUUUGUCGAGUCAAUAAAUUUUGAAUUCUGACAGCUAA
Messenger RNA from Drosophila rhopaloa, 459 nucleotides. Its product is annotated as putative 60S ribosomal protein L33. The record is from RefSeq and is a predicted model, not a curated record. Lineage: Eukaryota; Metazoa; Arthropoda; Insecta; Diptera; Drosophilidae. Bases 116 to 307 code for a protein of 63 amino acids. The transcript is spliced from 2 exons.